GAGAGCAGUCAAAGCAGCCACAAGAGCCUCUGUAGAGACAACAUUUGAUGCCUUACCAGACAGUUCUCGAGCUUCCAUUAGAAGCACUUCUACAACAAGAUCAGCAGCAAGAUCAAGCGUCCGAUCUCCAGAUAGCCCUCCUCCUCGACCGCCUAAACCAGGUGUCAGAAGAAGUGCAAAAUCUAGUUAUGCUUCUUCGGACAUAGCAGAUGAUGAUCUGAAAAUGACACCUUCUGCUUCAGCUUUGGAGAGACUGGACAACUUGAUUAAGUCCUCAGCUUUUGAGAAAGGUUCAGGGGAGUGUUCUGUUGAUGGAAAUACAUCGGCUGAUGUCGACAGUAAUAUAAAUUUGAAAGAAGAAAGUGAGAAAGCCAUCAGUAAAAUAAAAAACUUGGACGAGUCAGUACCAGUUGCAGUAAAACGCAAGGAUGUGAACACCUUCCAGAACAACCAGCUCAAGUUUACAGGGGGCGCAUCAGCAAUACCACCAGAGAACAUGAAAUGUAAUAUCCUCAAAGCCAGACUGGAAGAAGACUAUAAGAAAGGUGCAGAAGAUGACAAAGAAUCUCAUGACAGUGAGCAUAGCAGCACUUGCGAAGCAGAGGUAAAAGGUGAUGAGAUCUUGCACGUGAACCUUUCCAUCACUGCUAACAGUGAUGUUGCUGAUGAAAAAGAUGUGAACCGUGACAGUUUUGUUUCUGAAGUGCCCCGGCCAAGAAAGGAACGCCAGUCCAAAAACUUGGAUCAUGCUAUGAACAAUGGAUAUGAUGGCCUCCCUCAGAAAACUAGUAGAACCAGCAUAGGAAAUGCCGACCCUAGCCGGUCCUCCAGAAACUCUUCCAAUCAGGAUGUCUCCCUGUCAGGAAGCAUUGACCGCAAGGUGGGCCAUGUCAACAACACAGGCGUUGUAAGCAAGAAAAGUUAUUCAACCGAUAUAGAUGAGCCAAUCAGGCCUGAGACUAGACCACCAUCUUCACGGAAAUCCCCAGCCCCUCUGCCUGGAUACAGCAGCAUGGAGAGGAAGGUUCCUCGUUCCGUGUCAUCCAGUCAUAAUGCAAGUUUUGAUGUUGCUGAGCUUAGGCAUCGGACUUCUAGCCAAAGCAGUGAUGUCUUCUUGCCGUCCUUACAAACCAGAACUGUAGACUUCUCACAGGAGACAAUUCCUUCAAGUGCAGCUACAACCUCCCCUCAUGAACCCCCUACACAGCCAUCUGCUCCAUCACCCCCACAGUUACGCAAGCCCAAGACUUUGCCCAAAAUGAAGGAUCCAGCAGAGAGCUCUGUGCCAGCACUUGAAGUUUCUAAGACCUUGUCUUUAACUAGACCAGCUCCUCCGCCAAGACCCAUUUCUCCAGGUCCAGUUCCAAAACCUCGUACUUCUGGCAUUGUGGAAAGCUUGGAGGUGGCAGCUGAUGCGCGGCCACAGUCAAGUGGUUCUCUGAGGGCUUCCACAAAUCCAUUUUUACCUGAACGACCCUCAAAGCCACCUCCACUGAGCUCAGCAAAGUCAAGUUCUCUGAGGUUGAAGGCAGAAACAAAGCAGCAAGAGAAGCAGCUGGAUGGCAUCUCUUUGGAUGAUGCUGAUGAUUCAAAGAAGAAACCAGUAAAUCCUUUCCAGUUAGAUGAUGAAAGUGAUGAAGGAACUGAAGUUUCAGUUAAUCCUUUUGGAGAGGAUGAAGAGGAUGAGGAACCCAAAUCAGCAGUGGACAAUGACAUCAGUAAGCAGAGUAUGCCACCAAAAGUUCCUGCACCAAGGUUCUACUCUUCUGGAGGGGUGUUACCUCCUGAACCAUCUGAGAAACCAAAGACUGGAACCACAGACCAGCCAUCCAAAGGAACACUUAGCUUAAAGAAGACUCGUCCGCCACCACCCCCUCCUUCCCCUGUUCCCAGCAAAGGAAAUACACAGGACAUCAGCCCAGAUAGAGGAGCAGCAUUGCCAAAGACUCCAGAACCAGUAACCAUUGUUGAAACUUCAUUUACGAGAACUGAACCAGUCACAAGGAAAGUGUCGACAUCGGCAGGUUCCAAGACGAGCUCAGCAAGUCAUGUGAUCACAGUUGAAAGGGCUAGGACAGACAGCACUUCAUCUUACCACAGCACCCGAAGCUCACACGUGUCACCCUGGUCGUCAUCUCAGAAGAAGGUGGAGAGGAAGGUGACUCUGAUGACUGAGCUGUGA
Messenger RNA from Candidula unifasciata, 2182 nucleotides. The record is from the annotation of a GenBank genome assembly. Lineage: Eukaryota; Metazoa; Mollusca; Gastropoda; Stylommatophora; Geomitridae.